CAGGUUGCAUUCAAACCAGUGGCUGCUGCAGCAAGCCUAGUUACAUAGCCGUCAGCUCUACCAGGUGAGCUAGCAGGAUAUCCCCAGAGCAAGAUUUCAUUACUAACUAUAUAUACAGAAAAAACCUAUUAUAGUCUAAAAGUUGCUAUAUUUAUGAAUAUGGAUAUUGAUUUAACUAUUCUGUGCUGGAUAGUUGCUUGAGCUGCGUACUCACUCAACCCUGUAUGUUACAUAGGCCUAUUAAAAAAUAUAUUUUAUUGUUUGCUUUAUUUUGCCAUUUUUUUGUUGACUUAAUCUGUCUUGACAUUGUUUCUGCAGAUACGUUCAGAAGAUGAAGAGUUUUAAAUGUGUGCUUUGCUUUCCUAUUGCACUCUGUGUUCUCUACUUCACAUCUCCAUCUUUGCAACUUUUAAUAGGCCUGCUACCUAUGGACAAAUGCUCUUUGAAAAGUGCAAUGAUGCUCUCUCUGGACAACAGCGUGGAUGCGAGCCUUGAUCUUGGGUCAAGACGUGACGUGCAAACAUGCACAUCUUGGGGAGCUCCCAUUAUCUGGGAUGGGAUGUUUGACCCUGAUCUUUAUGACCAGAUGCACAAGAGGGAAGGAUCCUCUGUGGCUCUAACAGUGUUUGCUGUGGGAAGGUACCUGGAUGCUUACCUCAGCACCUUCCUGAACUCAUCAGAGCGUCACUUCAUGGUGGGUUUGCCCGUCACGUAUUACAUAUUUACGGACAACCCAGAGAAGAUGCCGGACAUAAAGCUCGCCCCUCAGAGAAGCAUAAAGGUUAUCAAAGUGGAGAGGCAGGACAGGUGGCAGGACAUCUCUAUGAUGCGAAUGAAGGCGAUAUCAGGUGUCAUAGAGUCAGACAUUCGCCACCGCUGUACUCAUGUCUUCUGCUUUGAUGUGGACCAGGUGUUUACUGGGAGAUUUGGCUCGGAGGCUCUGGGAGAUUCUGUGGCUCUGCUGCAUGCAUACUACUACCACCUUUCAAAGAAGUGGUAUACCUACGACCGCAACCCAAAGUCCAAGGCAUUCAUGGAAAAUGGGGAUUUCUACUACCACGCUGCUGUGUUUGGAGGCUCGUGGAGGAGUGUAAAAGCGCUGACUGAGGCCUGCUAUCAGAGCAUCAUGGAGGAUAAAGAGAACGGUGUGGAGGCAUUGUGGCACGACGAGAGUCAUCUCAACAAGUACAUGUGGCUUCAUAAACCAAGCAGGGUGCUCUCUCCGGAGUACUGCUGGGACACCAGUAUCGGCUACAGGAGCGACAUACGAGUCUCUCGAUUACUGUGGGCACCAAAACAUUAUGAUUCACUCCGUACAAAUUAGCAAGGUUUGGAAUUGGUGAAAAAUCAACAACUAUGCUUAAAACUAUGACAAACUGAACUCUCUCAGGUUUUCAGAGCAGUGAUUUGCUCAUGUGCAAAUGUGUAUUUUCCUAAUGGAGUGACAUUCACCGCCUCCCCUUGUAGAUAAUUGUAAAAGUUAAUCUAUGCAAAUGCUGCCUUUGCUCCAUUGUCAAUUUAUGUGUACAAAACAUACUGUCAGUGGUACAAAGAUGUGUAAACACAAAAUACUUUAUUAACUAAAUGUAAGUGUACUGAAAAGUAUCACAGAAGCUUUUUUUAAUCAUUUUAUUUCUCCCUCUUUUUGUAAAAUACAGGUUAGUUUUUCAAAGUUACAUAACACUAAUCAGCCCUAACAGGCUAUGACAGGUAAAGUAAAUAACACUGAUUAUCUGGUUAUCAUGGCUCCUGUCAGUGGGUGGGAAAUAUUAGGCAGCAAGUAAACAUUUUGUCCUUGUUGAUGUGUUAGAAACAGGAAAAAGGAAAAAUGGGCAGUGUAAGGAUUUUAGCAACUUUGACAAGGGACAAAUUGUGAUGGCUAGAUGACUGGGUCAGAGCAUCUCCAAAACUGCAGCUCUUGUGGGGUAUUCCCGGUCUGCAGCGGUCGGUACCUAUCAAAAGUGGUCCAAGGAAGGAAAAGAGGUAAACAGGAGACAGGGUCAUGAGGGGCCAAGGCUUAUUGAUGCAUGUGGGGAGCGAAGGCUGGCCUGUGUGGUCCGAUCCA
Morone saxatilis (striped sea-bass) is the source of this 2065-nucleotide messenger RNA. Its product is annotated as alpha-1,3-galactosyltransferase 2-like. Lineage: Eukaryota; Metazoa; Chordata; Actinopteri; Moronidae. The transcript is spliced from 4 exons. The record is from RefSeq and is a predicted model, not a curated record. Gene Ontology annotation, biological process: carbohydrate metabolic process. Gene Ontology annotation, molecular function: hexosyltransferase activity. Gene Ontology annotation, cellular component: vesicle; Golgi apparatus; membrane. Bases 332 to 1324 code for a protein of 330 amino acids.